Messenger RNA from Camellia sinensis, 1950 nucleotides. RefSeq names its product laccase 3 (gene LAC3). Lineage: Eukaryota; Viridiplantae; Streptophyta; Magnoliopsida; Ericales; Theaceae. The record is from RefSeq and is a predicted model, not a curated record. Gene Ontology annotation, molecular function: hydroquinone:oxygen oxidoreductase activity; copper ion binding. Gene Ontology annotation, biological process: lignin catabolic process. Gene Ontology annotation, cellular component: apoplast.
UAGUCUAACUCACAUACACAAUAGAACCAAAGCCUAGUGGAAGAGACGAUCUCAUCAUACAUGGAGGCUUACAAAGUGCAUGCUAAGCCACAGUUCAACUGCCUCUCCCUAGCCUUUCUCUUUUUAUUUUCGUUAAUAUCGUCUUUUGCAAAUGCAGAAAUUCACCACCACCAAUUCACCGUUCAAGAAACUCCGGUGAACAGGCUGUGCAAAACUCAUAACAUAAUCACUGUUAACGGCCAAUUUCCAGGGCCAACAUUGGAAGUACGCAACGGUGACACACUUGUCAUCAAAGUCCUAAACAGUGGACGUUACAAUAUCACCAUCCACUGGCACGGAAUUCGACAAAUACGAAGUCAAUGGGCAGAUGGACCUGAAUAUGUGACACAGUGUCCGAUCAAGCCAGGAGGGACCUACACGUACCGGUUCACGAUUGAAGAUCAGGAGGGAACACUCUGGUGGCAUGCUCAUAGCAGAUGGCUUAGAGCUACUGUUUAUGGAGCACUCAUCAUUCACCCUAAAUUGGGUUCUCCUUAUCCCUUCCAAAAUCCCAAGCAAGAGAUCCCUAUUCUUCUAGGGGAAUGGUGGAACAGAGACCCCAUUAGUGUCCAAAGACAGACAGUUUUCACCGGGGCAGCUCCAAAUGUAUCCGACGCCUACACCAUUAACGGUCAACCUGGCGACUUAUACCCAUGUUCCAAUAAAGGCACAGUCAGAUUCACUGUGGAUUCCGGGGAAACAAUUCUCCUCCGAAUCAUCAACGCUGCACUCAAUCAACAACUCUUCUUCGCGGUAGCCAACCACAGGUUCACCGUCGUGGCCACUGAUGCGCUCUACACUCGGCCCUUCACAACCUCCAUCCUCAUGUUGGGACCCGGCCAGACAACCGAUGUCCUCCUCACCACUGACCAGACUCCUGGGCACUACUACAUGGCUGCCCGUGCCUAUGCCACUGCCCAAAAUGCACCGUUUGACAACACCACCACCACCGCCAUCCUCAAAUACAGAACGGCCAAGACAGGUGUCCCCUCCAGGCCAACCAUGCCCCGGUUACCGGCCUACAACGACACUGCUACCGUCACUGCUUUCACGUCACAAUUUAGAAGUCCUUUUAAGGUUGAAGUCCCAACCGUGAUCGAUGAAAACCUUUUUUUCACCAUCGGGUUAGGACUUGUCAAUUGUACCCCUGGACCGCGGUGUCAAGGGCCUAAUAACACCCGUUUCGCAGCCAGCAUGAACAACGUGUCGUUUGUACUCCCGAGAAGGAAAAGGAAUUCUUUACUCCAAGCCUACUAUCAAAAUGUGCCAGGUGUCUAUACCACGGACUUUCCGACUGUUCCACCUGUACAAUUCAACUACACGGGCAAUGUGCCCCGGGGGUUGUGGCAACCUGUUUACGGGACUAAGCUUCACAAGAUGAAGUUUGGUUCCAGGGUCCAAAUUGUGUUGCAAGAUACAGCUAUUGUCACAACAGAGGACCACCCUAUUCAUCUUCAUGGGUACCAUUUCUAUGUUGUUGGACAAGGUUUUGGUAAUUUUAAUCCUAGAAGAGAUCCUGCAAGAUUUAACCUCAUUGAUCCUCCACAGAGGAACACUAUUGAUGUCCCUGUUGGUGGAUGGGCAGUCAUCCGGUUUGUCGCUGAUAAUCCAGGGGUUUGGCUGAUGCACUGUCACAUAGAUUCUCAUCUAAUGUGGGGUCUGGCUACGUCAAUCAUCGUUGAAAAUGGAGUCGGCGAAUUGCAGACUGUAGCGCCUCCUCCACCUGAUCUGCCUCCAUGCUAAGAUCUUCAACAGAAAAACUCUAAAUGUUUUCAAAAAACUAGUUGGAAUUUCCACUAGUUCCUCCCUAGUUUUGUCAACUUUUUGAAUGUUAUUAGUCUCCUUCAUAUAGGAGAAUCUCACUGUAGAUUGUUGGCUGCAAUGGCCAUUGUUGUCUGAUUGCUGCAUUUU